GUAAAGGCAAGUGCAUAUGUGACAGUAAGAUAAACACUCUUCACGCUAUGGCUGGCGGAGGCGACAGCGAUUUAGAGGCAAAGAUAACUCCAAUAGUAAUAAUUUCAUGCAUAAUGGCUGCUACCGGAGGUCUUAUGUUUGGAUACGACGUUGGCGUUUCCGGUGGAGUGACAUCGAUGGCAGCAUUCCUGAGAGAAUUCUUUCCGGAGGUGUACAGAAAGACGGUGGAAGAGAAAGAGGUUGAAAGCAACUAUUGCAAAUACGACAACGAAAAGCUGCAGCUAUUCACGUCGUGUCUGUACCUUGCGGGUUUAACGGCGACAUUCUUUGCGUCGCAUAUCACACGAAGGCAGGGGAGAAGAGCCACCAUGUUGAUUUCAGGCUUCAUCUUCAUCGCUGGAGUUGCAUUCAAUGCUGCUGCUCAAAACCUUCCCAUGCUCAUCAUUGGCAGGAUCUUACUUGGCUCUGGAGUUGGUUUUGCUAAUCAGGCCGUGCCAGUUUUCCUUUCAGAGAUCGCACCUUCAAGAAUACGUGGAGCAUUGAAUAUACUGUUCCAGCUGAAUAUUACCCUUGGCAUCCUCUUUGCCAACCUAGUCAACUAUGCCACCAACAAAAUAAAAGGUGGGUGGGGAUGGAGGCUAUCUCUGGGUUUGGGUGGUUUGCCAGCACUGCUCCUUACGUUGGGAGCUUUCUUGGUGGUGGACACCCCUAACAGUCUCAUCGAGCGUGGUCACUUGGAAGAAGGAAAAGUUGUGUUGAGAAAGAUUCGUGGCAUUCACAACAUUGAACCUGAGUUCUUGGACCUUGUCAACGCAAGUCGUGUGGCUAAAGAGGUCAAACACCCUUUCAGAAAUAUCCUCAAGCGCAGCAACAGACCCCAGCUACUCAUUUCCAUUGCCCUGCAGGUUUUUCAGCAAUUCACGGGCAUCAACGCCAUAAUGUUUUAUGCCCCGGUUCUUUUCAACACAUUGGGAUUCAAGAACGACGCUUCUCUCUACUCUGCUGUGAUCACUGGUGCCGUUAAUGUUCUCUCCACAAUUGUCUCGAUCUAUUCAGUAGACAGACUCGGGCGGAGAAUGCUCUUACUGGAAGCCGGUGUUCAGAUGUUUUUGUCUCAAUUAGUGAUUGCAGUUGUAAUAGGAAUUAAGGUGAAGGACCAUUCAGAGGACCUCUCAAAGGGUUAUGCAGUGCUGGUGGUUGUGAUGGUGUGCAUUUUCGUCUCUGCAUUUGCAUGGUCAUGGGGUCCUCUUUGUUGGCUGAUUCCAAGUGAGAUAUUUCCUCUCGAGACUCGCUCAGCAGGGCAGAGUGUGGCGGUGUGUGUCAACUUGUUAUGCACAUUCAUCAUUGCACAGGCCUUUCUCUCAAUGUUGUGUUUCUUCAAGUUUGGCAUCUUCUUCUUCUUCUCUGGAUGUGUCUUCCUCAUGUCCACCUUCGUGCUUUUCCUCCUCCCCGAGACAAAGAAUGUUCCCAUUGAAGAGAUGACGGAGAGAGUGUGGAAGCAGCAUUGGUUGUGGAAGAGGUUUGUUGAAGAUGAUUGUGUUAAACAAGACAAAGUAGCCACUGACGAUGCUUUGUAAAUUAGUCUAUGGAGUGCCUGCUUAGAUUUGGCUUGUUAAAGCUAACCAAGUUAUAAUUCCUACUGUGUUAAUGGUCUGUGUCUGUAAAAUUGUAAUGCCACGUUUAUUGUUCUGUUAUGCGACUCAUUUAACGUCUGUAAUGUAUACUACGUUUUUAUCCUCA
This is a messenger RNA of Cajanus cajan (pigeon pea), 1740 nucleotides long. Its product is annotated as sugar transport protein 13. Gene Ontology annotation, cellular component: membrane. Gene Ontology annotation, biological process: monosaccharide transmembrane transport. The record is from RefSeq and is a predicted model, not a curated record. Gene Ontology annotation, molecular function: monosaccharide transmembrane transporter activity. Lineage: Eukaryota; Viridiplantae; Streptophyta; Magnoliopsida; Fabales; Fabaceae.